Molecule: messenger RNA, 1599 nt
Organism: Trifolium pratense (red clover)
Lineage: Eukaryota; Viridiplantae; Streptophyta; Magnoliopsida; Fabales; Fabaceae
Exons: 3
Coding region: 1-1599 (532 amino acids)
Molecular function (GO): DNA-binding transcription factor activity, RNA polymerase II-specific
Source: RefSeq, a predicted model, not a curated record
AUGACUUAUCUCGGCGAUACAAGUCAAAAAUUUGCUACCCUAGAUGAUGUUGUCACAUGGGCUCGAGAUGUUGGAGAUGCCAAUAAAGUCGGUAUUAUCAUUACUCGGUCGGAUAAAAAGAACGGAAUAAGAGGAAGAAAUGACAAGUUGAUUUUGGGUUGUGACAAAGGUGGAAAGUAUGACUCUUCAGAAAAUUCCACGACAACUGCAUCGAAAAAGUGUAACUGUCCAUUUAAAAUUAGAGCUACACCUUCAACAGAUGGUUCGGGAUGGAAAGUUCAGGUUAUUCAUGGAGUUCACAACCACGGGCUACUUGACCAAUAUCAUGGUCAUCCUCGCAAGGCACGUUUAACCGCUGAUGAAAACAAACGUGUUCAAGAUUUGACAAAGCGUAAAGUAGCACCAAGGCACAUUGUUUUAGAUUUGAAAGAUCAAAAUCCAGAGUCUGUUGUUGGUGCCACACUUAUAUAUAGGAAAAGACACAUGAUGCAAAUACAGGAAAGAGACUCCAAAACAGAGCUGCAACACUUGCUGCAGUGGUUAGAUGAUGCAAAAUAUAUCAGCUGGAAUAGAAGAAAAGAUGAUGGCUCCGAUGUUUUGAGUGAUAUUUUUUGGGCGCAUCCAGAUUCAAUCAAGUUGUUGAACUUGUUUCCCAUUGUUUUGGUUAUGGACUGCACAUACAAAACUAAUAAAUAUAGACAGCCACUGCUUGACAUUACUGGCAUAACGUCAACUAACAUGACAGUUGCUGUUGGAUUUGCUUACAUGGAAUCUGAGAAGACGGACAAUUAUCAUUGGGCGUUAGGUAAGUUGAAGGAAUUUGUUACUAAGCAAGAUAUAUUUCCUAGAGUGAAAAAUUUGUGGAGAGCUGUUGUUGAAAGUCCAAAUGAGGUGGAGUACCAGCAGCGGUUGAAUGCGUUUCAGCAAGCAUGUGUUAAUUCAAACAAGUUUGUCGAAUAUGUCAAUAACACCUGGUUGGCCCCUCACAAAGAACAAUUUGUUGCAGCAUUGACCAAUCGAGUGAUGCAUUUAGGAAACACAACGACUAAUAGAGUUGAGUCUGCACAUUGGAAACUGAAGCAAAUGUUGGAACACAGCAAAGGAGAAUUAUGCAAGUCUUUGGAAGCAAUGAAUAACAACAUAAUACUACAAGUUGACAAAAUUAAGAAAUCUUUUCAAAAGAGUUUUUAUUAUUUAGAGAAGACACACUACAGUCCAUUUUUUCAAUAUUUGAGAAACUUUGUCUCCAGGGCCGCUAUGACACUAAUUUCUGAUGAGAUGAAGAGAAUUGACAUUGUUGGAACAGAUAAAAACUUGUGUGGUUGCAAACUUAGGUCAACAUGUGAGUUGCCUUGUGCUUGUGAAUUGAGUGGAUAUACAACCAGCGGUGGACCGAUACCGUUAGAUUCAGUUCACGGUCACUGGAAGAAAUUAACUAUGGAAGAACCAUUGGAGGAUGACACAGAGGAUGGAUAUGAGUUGGACAUGAGUAAUGCAAUGGAGACAAUAUGGACUCGAUUUCGGUCACUUGAUAUUGUUGGUAAAAGAGCGUUGAAGAGUAAAGUGUUUGAACUUGUUUAUCCAGCCUCAAGUUCAUGA